Messenger RNA from Phaedon cochleariae (mustard beetle), 1032 nucleotides. NCBI's taxonomy places the organism in Eukaryota, Metazoa, Arthropoda, Insecta, Coleoptera, Chrysomelidae. The record is from the annotation of a GenBank genome assembly.
AGGACUCACUUUCCCAAGCUGUUAUCUUUUUACUCGAAGAAGGCAAUUUCUAGCUGCCUUCGUGCUUAUGGCACCAGAUUGAACAAAGAGCUGGAUGUGCCCACAUUUUGUGAUAUUCACGUUGAUCUCCCUUAUAGUGUAAAUGUGAAACCUUUGAACGUUCACAAGUACCACAACUGUGACAAACUAAUCAUUCAACAGGAGGGAGAAUUAUUGGAAGAUACAUUAAAUUGUUAUGUUGAUGGAAACCAUGUUCAAAUUGAAGAUGUUGGAAAGAAUGACACAUCAGUUGUUUGCAAUAUUAGGGCCCCUGUUAAAGCAAAUUUGUACAUCCGUUCUUCCAAAGAUAUAUCAGUGGGAUGUUUCAAUGGUGACAAAAUCUACCUUACUUCAUAUGGAGGUAACAUAUUUCUAGGAAAAUACCAAGGCAACUGUGUCAAGCUUGUCACCAACCUUGGAAAUAUUACAUUGAGUGAAUUUGUGCUGGCUUCAAGCAUUGAAGCCAGUGUUUCAGAAAAUGGUUCUAUCAGCUGUGGAAAACUGCAAGGAUCAAAAUUGAAGCUCAAAACUGCAAAUGGCAACAUCACAGUGGAAUCAUCAUAUUGUGACCAAAGUGAAUUUGAAAUUGGUAAAGGCAAUUUGGAUCUAUGUAAUGCUCACAAGUCCUGUGAAAUAUUCCUGAAGGAUGGAGAAAUGAAUUUGACUUGCUUUGAUGGUAAGCUGUCAUCAGUAUUAGAAAAAGGUUCUGCAAGCAUCCAUUUGUCCAGAAUAUCUGAUGAUUCCCAAAUAAUAAUUAAGGAUGGUUCUCUAGCCUUGAAACUAUCUGAGUCUUGUCAAGAAUACAGUAAAUUCAUGAUCAAGAGUAAUGAUUGUGAUAUUGGAUUUGACUCAAAUAUAUCAACUCAAGGAGGUAUUUCUCUAAUUCCUAAGAUACAGGAGGAAAGUAAAGUUGUGGUGGAUUGUCAGAAAGGAAGAGUAUCUGUAGAAAGUGUAUCAUGGCAAGAAAUUAUGAAGCAGACUUUGAAAAAAUAG